Messenger RNA from Plodia interpunctella (Indianmeal moth), 3628 nucleotides. RefSeq names its product senecionine N-oxygenase-like (gene FMO2). The transcript has 10 exons. The coding region runs from base 80 to 1447 and encodes 455 amino acids. NCBI's taxonomy places the organism in Eukaryota, Metazoa, Arthropoda, Insecta, Lepidoptera, Pyralidae. Gene Ontology annotation, molecular function: flavin adenine dinucleotide binding; NADP binding; N,N-dimethylaniline monooxygenase activity. The record is from RefSeq and is a predicted model, not a curated record.
UCGUGUUGGCCCCAGACUAAUUAGAACGGUGUUCUAGUCGGUCCAUCUAAUUUACAAAUUGGAGCUAAUUAUACCUGAUAUGAUGUAUCGUUUCAUUUUCUUUUUAAUUUACUAUCAAGCACACAUUUCUUUGGCGAUACAAGAGCCCAAUCCUCGAGUAUGUGUUAUUGGAGCUGGCAUCUCCGGACUAUCUGUAGCCAGGUAUCUAAAGGAAGCUGGAAUCAACUUUACCGUUUUUGAAGCCACAAGAUACGUCGGUGGUACGUGGCGAUAUGACCCUAGAGUGCGUGUCGAUGAAAAUGGUCUGCCGUUACAUACAAGCAUGUACAAAGAUUUGAGAACGAAUUUGCCAAAACCAACCAUGGAGCUGCCCGGAUUUCCCCUACCUGAUGAAGCGCCAUCAUUUCCCAGUUGGGAGACUUACUACGAGUACCUGAAGUCCUAUGCUAAACAUUUUGAUUUAGAGAAACACAUCAAGUUUUUACAUCAAGUGGUAUCGGUGAAGAGAGAAGAAAAUUAUUGGAGAAUAAAACACAAACAAAUUAUCACAAGAGAAAUAUUUGAAGAAGAGUAUGAUUUUGUAGUAGUCGCUACAGGUCAUCACAGCAAACCUAGAAUGCCGUACAUUAAAGGAGAAUGGGAUUUUAAAGGUACAAUAAUUCACAGCCACAGCUACAGAACCUCAGAGCCUUAUAAAUGCCGUCGAGUUUUGGUGAUUGGCGGUGGACCGUCAGGCAUGGAGAUCGGGUUGGCUUUGACUGACGUCUGCAGCAAGGUGUUCCAUAGCCACCACUCCAGGGUCAACUUCAGGACCCCAUUCCCGAAGAACUAUGUAAAGAAACCCGACGUGACGCAGCUGAAUGAAACUGGAGCUUUCUUCGCAGAUGGCAGCUUUGAGGAAAUCGAUGAUAUUAUUUAUUGCACUGGAUACGAAUACUACUUCCCGUUUUUCGACCAGUCCAGCCAGCUCAGGAUAUCGAAGAGCAGCGUGACGCCUCUUCACCAAAACCUAGUGAACAUCAACCAGCCCACAAUGGUGAUGAUGGGAUUGGUUAUAAGAGCUUGCUUUGUCAUCGCCCUGGAUGCCCAGGCUAGGUAUACAACAGCGCUUAUCACCGGCAACUUCAGCCUGCCGUCACAAGAGCAGAUGAUGGAGGUGUGGCGGAGAAAGCACGACUUGCUCAGAGCCCAGCGGAGGCCCUUAUCUCACAUACAUUCCUUAGGAUGGGACGAGGACGAAUACUAUGCAGAACUAACAAGAGAAUCUGGCAUAGAGAGAGUGCCACCAGUGAUGUCUAAGAUCCGCGCGAGCGACACCAGAGCAAUCCUGGAGAACCUGCUCACCUACCGGCAGUACUCUUACAGAGUGCUGGACAGGGAGAACUUCUCCAGGACUUGGGAGGGCAGCAGAGGAGACGAGCCUAAACGGGAGAGCUGCAUACCAUAAAUAAAUCGAAUCUAUUUUUUAAGUCAUUUUUACUCUUCUCAUUUAAUUUAUUUAUUGACAUGCAUUUAGGUAUUAUUUUAUAUAGUACUAGCGGUCAGUCCCGACUUCGCUCGAGUAAAUACAUAAUAAAUUAUAACCUAAACCUUCCUUAGGAAUCACACUAUCUAUCGGUGAAAACCGCAUGAAAAUCCGUGCAGUGGCUUUGAGUUUAUCGGGCACAGAUAGACAGACGUGGCGGAGAACUUUGUUUUGUAUAAAAAAGGACUAAAUAUAUAUUUUUUAAUGGCAUGGGCUGCUAUUUAGAUAGAAAUAGAACUAACGGAUGAAGUAUCAAUUUAUAAUUGCUCAACAUUACGUCAAAAAUUGUAUACUUUAUCUAAAUGUUGUCCAUACUACAAGAUCCUAUUUGCGGUAGUUGAAAUAUUGUACUUACAUAUCCAGGAAACAGCGAGAAGUUAAAUUACAUCAUUAUUAAGUUACCUCUUUGAUCACUGUACAAUUUCAUUACAAUAGCCUUUAUUGUAGAAAUAUUUAUUUAUUAAAGUUACUGCUAUAAUAACACAUAAGUUCACUCGGGGUUGCUCUUCUCAGCGUGUGCUUGGCUUGCUCCAAAUCUUUCCAUACUUACCUAUCUCUUGGCAGCCUGACCCAUAAUGUGUCAGGUGCCAGCAGCCUUUUUGAGAUCAUCUGGCCAUCUCUUACGUAUUAUAAAAAGUAUCUGACCAUCUCUCACUGUAUUAUAAAAAGAACUUUUAUUAAGUAUGACGGGAGAUUAUGUCUUAAUUCUGUCAUGAAUCAUGUUAUUAUUGUAAUCACAGACCAUUUAGCCUGAGUCUGUGAUUGUAAUACAUAAUUUCUGUGUCUGUAUGUACCUAAGUAUUAGUGUAAAAUAAAUAUAUAUAGCAUUUUAAGUAUGACCCAUUAGGUUGACUGUUGAUAAUGCUUUUAGUCUUAAGUGUGCCUAUUGUACUUUUACAAAUUAUGUGUUUGUGCAAUAAAUAAAAUGUUGUUUAUCAAUUAAUUAUUGAAAUUCAUACUUUUUCAUUAUAUAACUACAUAAUAAUAAUUUAUUAUGUAGUUAUAUAAUGAAAAAGUAUGAAUUCGACGUUAAUGAAGAAUAAAAAUUAAAAGGAACUUAUUUAGCUGAACAAUAAUUUAAUUACCUAACCAUAUUUGCAAAUUCGACUUUAUUGUCAGUGCGUUAGAGGCCACUUAGAGGCCCAUACAUAGGGUAGAUGUAAAUUUUUUGUUUUCAUGAAAUUUCGAAGGCCGUUAUAUAAAUAAUUAGAAACACCAGUGACAAAUUACUGUAAUAAUGAUAAUAGCUACUUUCAACGUUAUGAUAAAAAUAAAUCACACAAGUUUGGACUCGUCUAAAUGCUCCAUCCAUAGGUACUAAAUGUUACUCUUAUACUACGUAACGUCACGAUUGAGAUCUUAGCGAUAAAAGCUAUGUUUGUUCGACAGCUACCAUUAAUAAAAGUUGUUUCUGUUUUUUUUUUACGAUGGUACUCAACCAUCAUUAUUUUAUAUAAUUGUAUUAUUUUUUAAAUGAAUCUUCCAACCAAUAUUAAAUGUUCGUAUAAUGAUUCAGCAGCAUUGUUACAGUCUAUUAAUUAUGAUAAUAUAAAUAAUAAAAUCUAUAUUUAUAGAGCAUAUAGUUAUAUAUUUUUUACAGUUUUCUGACAUUGUCAUCUACCCUAUUUACUUGUCGCGGUCUCUCACGUACCUAGGUACAUCUGCCUGUACUAUACCGCACGUGUAUUUAUUUUGUGCCAGUGACAUUCAAUUCGUUCAUUAUCACAUCAUUAAGAUCGUCUACGUAAUUAAGUUGACCGAUAAACUUGUUAAGUAUAACAUUUUGUCUAACUUGUGUCCAUUAUCAAUCAAGUCUUUAUGUAAACGUAACGGAUAGUAAAGAGUAAAAUUGGUGUUUAUAUUAUAUAAAAUGAUUCGUUUAAUAUUUAUAAUUUGUGCAUAUCAAGCAAGUUUAUUGCUGGUAGCGACGUAUCCGCAAACGCACAAAGCAGAGCAGCCCUAGAAUGUAGUGUAUCGAUUUUAUUUUGUGAGGAAGAGUUGACAAGGUCAAACAAGUUUACGUCGUCCAAAGAAAAGGUGUGUUAUUUUUGGCGAAGAUCAUUUUACCUAUUGUUCUGCACAUAGCAAGAUUCGAUAAUAAUG